CGUUUGAACAGUGAAAAGAAACACAAAAGAAAGAGCAAUAAUACAUUAUACAUAUACAAUUUAGCCGCGGUGCGUAUUCUGAACAGCAAUUCUUGCAGUCAGAAAGGAUUGGGGCUAUGGCGGAAGAUCUAGUGCUAGACACGGCGAUAAGAGACUGGGUGUUGAUUCCUUUGUCGGUAGUUAUGGUUCUCAUCGGAGUCCUCCGUUACUUCGUCUCCAAGCUCAUGCGUUCCUAUCCAAUCCCUGAUGCCAAGAUCGUUAAAGAAGGUCAAGUAAUUGUCAGAGCUCGGAAUUUGCGCUCUGGUGCUAAUUUCAUACCUCCAAAGUCGUUUCGUGCUCGAAGGGUUUAUUUCAGUAACGAGGAAAAUGGAUUGUUACAUGUACCGAAAGGGCAGGCGCAAAACGCACAAGCACAAAUGUUUUCUGAUCCAAAUAUGGCCAUGGAUAUGAUGAAGAAAAAUCUUUCAAUGAUUAUUCCUCAGACUCUUACUUUUGCUUGGGUCAACUUUUUCUUCUCUGGAUUUGUUGCAGCCAAGAUACCUUUUCCUCUGACUCAGAGGUUCAGAUCUAUGUUGCAAAAUGGGAUUGAUUUAAGCACUGUUGAUGUCAGUUAUGUCAGUAGUCGCUCAUGGUAUUUCCUUAAUUUGUUUGGAUUAAGGGGCUUAUUUAGUCUCAUUCUCGGUGAAGAAAAUGCUGUGGAUGACACACAACGUAUGAUGCAAAUGAGUGGGUUUGGCCUUGAUCCAACAAAGAGUUUAAGUGCUGAGAAAGACAGUCUUGACAUAGUUCAGCAUGAAUGGGCCCUACCCAAAUUUGAGCACCGGGCUGAAGCUGUAUUGAGAAAACUUGAAGUCAGAAACUGUAUGCUUCCUUCCAGUGUGCCUUUUGACCUAGUAGCAGUAAUGUCAUAUAACUUCUUAUGAUGUGGCUGCUCAUGGUACAAGAUUUCUAUCAGAACAAGGUCCAGACGUAUCUUAAGGUACUUUAUGGACAUUCCUGUCAUCUCUUGUAUUUGAUCCAUUUGAAUGUGUCUCAUUUUUUUAUAUUUCUUUUACGAUCCUCUUGCUGCUUCUUGUCGACAUAAGAUCCUUGUGUUCUAAUUUGCAAACGAUGUUGAUGAUAACCCAUGUUGAAUGGAAACAGAAAUGAAGCAAAGUGGAUAUGCAGAAACGAUAUGGAGACAACAUUUAAAAUAUAAUUUUACACGGAAACAGUGUUUUAUAUAGGAAAACAGAUACUAGAAAAGGUUUAUGUCUACGGUUUAUGUCUAGGAGUUUUAAUGCAUUAUAAAUGAUAACCAUCCACACCAAUUGAAUUUC
Jatropha curcas is the source of this 1319-nucleotide messenger RNA. RefSeq lists its product as uncharacterized. Lineage: Eukaryota; Viridiplantae; Streptophyta; Magnoliopsida; Malpighiales; Euphorbiaceae. The record is from RefSeq and is a predicted model, not a curated record. Gene Ontology annotation, cellular component: EMC complex; membrane. Gene Ontology annotation, biological process: protein folding in endoplasmic reticulum.